Eleginops maclovinus (Patagonian blennie) is the source of this 4698-nucleotide messenger RNA. RefSeq names its product kelch-like family member 5 (gene klhl5). The record is from RefSeq and is a predicted model, not a curated record. Lineage: Eukaryota; Metazoa; Chordata; Actinopteri; Perciformes; Eleginopidae. Gene Ontology annotation, molecular function: protein binding. Bases 89 to 2446 code for a protein of 785 amino acids. The transcript is spliced from 13 exons.
GCUAGGAGCGACGCGCGUACAGUAUAGGAGCUUUAACGGCAGAAAGGCACGGGCUCUUCCCCGCCAUUUCCCUGUGUAGAGCCCUGGAAUGUCGAGUAGCGGCUCGGGCUCUUCCUCGCGGAAGGAGUUCGAUGUAAAACAAAUCCUCAGGAUCCGAUGGAGGUGGUUCGGUCACCCCGCGGUCCCUCCGCCUCAGUCCCCACCGCUCGGAGACUACUUUGCCGGGAGGAGGGCGGGCAGCAGCUCCGCAGAUGGACCAUCAGUAAGCGGCUCUAGCACUUCCAAUUCAGCCAGCGCGGACCCUAGCUCCGGGGGUCACAGCGGGCUGGUGGCCAGCGGUAGUGCCGGGUCUAAUCUGUGUCACGGCACGAACAGAAAGUUUGGUGAUCCGCCCGGGAGUCGGGGCGGUCCGGGUGGAGCGGCAGCUGGAGCGACGGGAAGCUCCUGUCCCCGUUCCUUCAGCCAGCCGGAGUGUAGGAGCCCUGCUGCCGCGCUGUUGUGGGUCUCUCCGCCGCCUCACCGUCGCUCCCGUCCAGCUACGAGCAUGGAGCCCCCCGGAGAGGCUCCCGUGCCCCCGCUGGUACCCGAGCCACCCGCUCCUGUCUGUGUGGAGGAGGAGGAGGCGGCGGAACUGGCAGCUUCGGGCACCGAGGAGAAUAACAACCACCUGGAAACCGACUCCAGCUCCUGCAGGACGUCCAACAGCAGCGCCACGCUCUCCUCAUGCGUGUCGAUGGAGCCAUGUGCAUGUCCAGAGGAUUGUAUGUUCACUGCUCUGUCCCACGCCGAUGUCACCUUCCGUAAGAUGGAGGGCUACCUGAGAUCCCGGCAGCUGUGUGAUGUCACACUGGUGGCUGGAGACAGAAGGAUACCUGCACAUAGGCUGGUCCUCUCAUCCGUGUCAGACUACUUUGCCGCCAUGUUCACCAGUGAUCUGAGGGAGGCCAAGCAGGACGAGGUGAAGAUUGAAGGAGUGGACCCUGAUGCAUUGUGGGUCCUGGUGCAGUAUGCAUACACAGGCCGUCUGGAGUUGAGAGAGGACACCAUUGAGUCUCUGCUGUCAGCCUCCUGCCUGCUGCAGUUGUCCUCAGUGGUUCAGGCCUGCUGUUCGUUCCUCAUGAAGCAGCUCCAUCCCUCCAACUGUCUGGGUAUCCGCUCCUACGCCGACGCUCAGGGCUGCAACGACCUUCAGAGGGCCGCUCACUCCUACACCAUGGAACACUUUUUAGAGGUGGUAGGAGGCCAGGAGUUCCUGUUGCUCCCAGUGGACGAGAUGGAGAGGCUGCUCACCUCUGAGGACAUUAAUGUGCCAGACGAGGAAACCGUGGUAACCUCUGUGCUAACAUGGGUUCGUCAUGACGCCGCCACACGGCAGCGCCACCUUCCUUCGCUGUUGGCUCAGAUCAGGCUGCCGCUGCUGCAGCCACAGUUCUUGGCAGACCUAGAGUCCAACCCUCUGCUGCAGGACAGCAUGGAGUGCCAGCGGCUGCUGAUGGAGGGGAUGAAGUAUCACCUCUUGCCUCAGCGGCAGCCCCUACUGCAGAGUCCCCGUACCCGACCCCGCAAGGCCACUGUCGGGGCCAUGUUCGCCGUAGGGGGCAUGGACGCCACAAAAGGUGCCACCAGUAUCGAGCAGUACUGUCUCCGUCAGGACACGUGGAGGCAGGUCGCCAUCAUGAGUGGACGGAGGCUACAGUUUGGUGUAGCGGUCCUUGACGGUCGUCUCUACGUGGUGGGCGGCCGAGACGGACUCAAGACCCUGAACACUGUGGAGUGCUACAACCCGCACAGCAAAACCUGGAGUGUCAUGCCUCCAAUGUCCACACACAGGCAUGGCUUAGGUGUAGCCGUCCUAGAGGGGCCCAUGUAUGCAGUAGGAGGACAUGAUGGCUGGAGCUACCUCAGCACAGUCGAAAGGUGGGACCCCCAAGCUCGCCAAUGGAGCUUUGUUGCAAGUAUGGCUACACCCAGAAGCACAGUGGGAGUAGCUGUACUCAAUGGAAAGUUGUACGCAGUAGGAGGUCGUGACGGCUCAUCCUGCCUGCGUUCAGUGGAGUGUUUCGACCCCCACACCAACAGGUGGAGUGCUUGUGCUCCUAUGGCUAAAAGGCGUGGAGGUGUGGGCGUGGCCACAUGGCAUGGCUUCCUGUACGCCAUCGGGGGUCACGAUGCUCCGGCCUCAUCCCUUGCAUCUCGGCUCAGUGACUGUGUAGAGAGGUAUGACCCUCAGACAGAUGUGUGGACGGCAGUUGCCCCCAUGAGCAUCAGCAGGGACGCGGUUGGUGUUUGUCUCCUGGGCGACCGCCUCUACGCUGUGGGCGGUUAUGACGGCCAGGUGUAUCUCAAUACUGUCGAAGCGUACGACCCUCAGACUAACGAGUGGACACAGGUAGCACCUCUGUGUCUGGGAAGGGCAGGAGCAUGUGUGGUGGCUGUCAGACUCUGAAAACUCAAACAUCAACACCCUAUGUUAGACUGUGCAUGAUGCGACUCUGAGGUCAGACCAAGAAACCAUCUGCCUGCCAUCAUGUGACCAUCACUGCGAAGUAGGAGACUGAUAAGUCAACACACUUCGGCAGAGUCAGAUUUAGCUCUCUUUAACGACUGCCUGUAGGUAAGCGAUAAAUCACGUGUCAGGUUUCUGGAAACAUUUUUGAUUUGAACAUCCUGAUAACAUCUGCCGCAGAAGUGAACCGCCAUCGACAUCCAUGAUGAAGAGGAAUAUAGUGUUUAUCUGAGCAUGAAGGAACACCUGUCGUCUCGCAGCUUAUUUUCUUGCCUAUUAUUUUGUUCCUGCAGACAAGGCGGGACACACAUGCACAAAACCUACAUGGUUGCUCUCAGCUUGUGUUUCUGCUGACAGAAAGGUGAGAGAGACAGAGAGAGGUUGUCAAGAGGCUGUUCGAGGGGCCUCAUCAUUUUACGCUCUCGUUUCUCCUAACAGUAUCUGAUGCUGUGCAUUGAUGCUAUUUUAAUAUAGUCCCUAUUAUUUUAUGCUGCAGUCUGCGAGUUGCUCUCCUCCUCUUUCAUUCCCGCCUGCUGACAGAUGAAAGAAAGACUUUUGACAUAAUCAGCACAAGCUUAUGAACAGCCCUACUGUAUGAAACUGUGACACUCUUGUUUCUUUUCAGUCAAAAACAUAUCAUAAUGCUUUUUUUCAAAUAUUUUAGUUUAUGUCUUCCAUCAGCUCACAUCUGGAGCAUACAGUAUACUAUGACAACUAUUUUUAUUGUAGCUUUUCUUACAAGCUACAAUGAUAUAAUAUCCUACUUUUUUUUACCAUUGUUCUCAUUAUUGAGUUCAAUUUAGCACUGCUAUGCAGUUUCUAACCAGAGAAGUAAUAAUGCAAGUAACUGGGGCCAUUUGUUGAUCCAACUUCCCACAGGGUCAACUAUCUACAAACAUGGUUUUAUACAGGGUCAGUAUAAGCUUUGUGUGUGUGUGUGUGUGUGUGUGUGUGUGUGUGUGUGUGUGUGUGUGUGUGUGUGUGUGUGUGUGUGUGUGUGUGUGUGUGUGUGUGUGUGUGUGUGUGUGUGUGUGUGUGUGUGUGUGUGUGUGUGUGUGUGUGUGUGUGUGUGUGUGUGUGUGUGUGUGUGUGUGUGUGUGUGUGUGUGUGUGUGUGUGUACAUGUGUUUUUUCAGAGAUUGCAAGAAGUAUAUUUUUAUCUUCCCCCCUCCCCUCUCCACAUCCUCAAUUCCCUGCUGUUUUCUCUUCAUUCCCAUUUUCCCAUUUCGUCACCACACACACACACACAUGCACACACUCACACCACUACAUUUUAUUGCAGAAUUGGAUACCCAGACGAAAUGAACACCACAUCAUAUAAUGAAACCUUGAUCCAGCUGGUGCCAAUGUGUUGUUUGAUGUUGAGUUCAAAGCUGUUAUUAUUAGAUCUGAUUCUGCUGCGGACAAAGUGUAAAAUAGGCAAUGUGAAUACUGUGAAACAACCUCAUAUGUUCAUAUUUGUGGGCAUGUUUUUGUGAACUUGCAGGUUCAAUGCCACCAGCAUUUUGUGCUGUAUACUUAAUUUUGUAUUUUCUCUAUUAGGCUCAACCUGCUUCUCUGGUUUGUGUGUGUACUUUACGGCAAAGCAGCCUUCCCGUCUGAACUGACAUAUCUAGAGCUAAUGUAGCCCCCAGGAUGCACUUCACAAACACACGGGCAUAUCACACACACACACACACACACACACACACAUACAAAUACACACUUAACCACACAGCUGAAAGCCAAGUGCCCCAGGAGCCAGUGAAGAUUGAAACGCCUUCCAGAUUUGCAGGCAUGACAUCUUAAAAGCAGAGACUGCAGGAUAACGAUUCCCCACAGCUGAGCCGAUGUUUAUUCAAGCCUAAUGCACCACUGCAUUAUUCCAUUUUCUUCCCCUUCAUACAGCUGCGUAUUUAGAGAGUAAUUCUCUUUAGAUCAGAGCAGAAGAAGUGUGUCACCUCCACUGUGUAGAGGUAGUCAGAGAGUUUUAUCUCGGUCAGAGGUUAAAAAUAAAAACAGACAUUCCAAAUCAUGUUAUUUACUCUGUGUAUAUUCUGUACAUAUUAAAUAUAAAAUCUGUAUGUAGUCUAAUUACAUUAUGCUGUAUAUUAUACAGCGCCAAAUAAAUCUAUCAUGUGUUAUUGUGCGUUUCUGUUUUGUAUUAUGAAUUGAGAGGAAGCCGGGGUGUAAUAAAAUGACACUGAGAAAUGG